Messenger RNA from Lotus japonicus, 1551 nucleotides. RefSeq lists its product as uncharacterized. Gene Ontology annotation, biological process: protein N-linked glycosylation; N-acetylglucosamine metabolic process. Gene Ontology annotation, cellular component: membrane. The record is from RefSeq and is a predicted model, not a curated record. The transcript is spliced from 2 exons. NCBI's taxonomy places the organism in Eukaryota, Viridiplantae, Streptophyta, Magnoliopsida, Fabales, Fabaceae. Bases 185 to 1351 code for a protein of 388 amino acids. Gene Ontology annotation, molecular function: beta-1,4-mannosylglycoprotein 4-beta-N-acetylglucosaminyltransferase activity.
CACUACAAUGCUAAGGCUAGGGAAACUCACACAGUCAUAGCUACAAAGGUUGUAGGCUAGCUUUACAAAAAAAAAAAAUACUGCAAUUUGCUAUUCAUAUUCUUAGUGAUAACUGGUUGAUACUUUAGUGGGAGCAGAGAGGAACAAAGAAGAAACUGCAACCCAAUUAUUGUUGUUCUUCAUCAUGUCAGAGGGAUAUUAUAACUCCAAGAAGACUGAUGACAUAUGUGGGGAUGUUUGUAGCCAGCAGGGAACUAGUGCAGCUUUGAGCAUGUCAAGAAGACUCCGGUGCAUUUUCCGAGGGUUGGACAUCAAGACCUUCAUAUUUUUGUUCAUGGUUAUCCCAACAGGCAUCAUCUUUGUUUAUUUUCAUGGCCAGAAAAUCUCAUACUUUCUGAGACCACUAUGGGAAUCUCCUCCAAAACCCUUCCAUGAAAUCCCUCACUAUUACCAUGAGAAUGUCUCAAUGGAAACUCUAUGCAGUCUUCACGGUUGGGGAAUUCGCGAAUCACCUAGGCGCGUCUUUGAUGCUGUUUUGUUUAGCAAUGAAGUUGACAUUCUUACUCUUCGUUGGAAAGAACUGCAUCCAUAUGUGACACACUAUGUAAUCCUUGAAUCAAACUCAACAUUCACAGGAUUGUCUAAACCUUUGGUUUUCGCAAGCAAUCGGGACAAUUUUAAGUUUGUCAAGUCUCGCCUGACAUACGGGGUGAUUGGGGGAGGAUCUAGGAAAGGGGAGAAUCCUUUUGUUGAAGAGGCGUAUCAAAGAGUCGUCCUGGACCGGCUUCUGGAGAAAGCCGGAAUAGAAGAUGAUGAUCUCUUGAUAAUGUCUGAUGUUGAUGAGAUUCCUAGUGCACACACAAUUAACCUCUUGAGGUGGUGCAGUGACAUCCCUGAUGUUCUUCAUCUUCAGCUGAAGAACUACUUGUACUCUUUUGAGUUUUUUCUUGACAAUCAAAGUUGGAGAGCUUCAAUUCAUAGAUACCGAACCGGCAAGACGCGCUACGCGCACUACAGGCAGGGUGAUGUGUUGUUGUCAGAUGCUGGCUGGCAUUGUAGCUUCUGUUUCCGCCGUGUAAGUGAAUUCGUAUUCAAGAUGAAGGCUUACAGCCAUUAUGAUCGGGUGCGGUUCGCUCAUUACUUGAACCAUGACAGGAUUCAGGAUGUGAUAUGCAAAGGAAGUGACCUGUUUGACAUGCUUCCUGAAGAGUAUACAUUUAAGGAGAUUAUUGGGAAGAUGGGACCUAUUCCUCAUUCUUACUCAGCAGUGCAUCUUCCAUCAUACUUGUUGAAUAAUGCAGAGAGAUACAAGUACUUGUUGCCUGGUAACUGCAGAAGAGAAAGUAGCUGAGCUUUUGAAUAUGAGAUCUAUUGAUUUUGGGCAUAACACCAAAAAUAGCAACAUUGAAUGAACUAUAGCUGUGGUGUGGUCAUGUACAAACACACAUUAUACCAAGCAAAUGGUGACCCGUUUUUGGAGGGAAGAGCCUGAAUGGAAUCUUGGAGUUUGACAUAGACAUGUGAGAAUCUUGAGUGAGAAGCUUCUUGUGA